Camelina sativa (false flax) is the source of this 2190-nucleotide messenger RNA. RefSeq names its product protein PTST homolog 2, chloroplastic. The record is from RefSeq and is a predicted model, not a curated record. NCBI's taxonomy places the organism in Eukaryota, Viridiplantae, Streptophyta, Magnoliopsida, Brassicales, Brassicaceae.
AAUGAGAAGAAUCUAAAAGAAACCACAACUUGGUGGGUGAUUUGAUGAUUGAUGAUUGAUGAUGAUUCGAUAAACGUCCGAAUAAAGCAUACUCCUUUUUUGGUUUUUGUGCGGUCACUCACAUGCCUCCUCAUUUUAGUUUCUUCUUCUUCAGCUAAGCUACGUACGACGGUGUCACGUUUUCCCAUAGGUUUAUUUUUUUGUUCGUUGCUUGGCAUCUCAUCCAUCAUUCACUUCUUUAAUGAGGACCGUUUGAUAGAAGCCCACACACAAAGUGUUCGACGAAAUGCGCCAACGAUGGUCUCUCUCUACUCCUCCGGCCCCAUUUCUUCUUUUGCCUCUCGCAAUUCGAUGAUUGAUUCCGAUACCCUUUUGUCUCUUUCUUCUUUUGGUUCAACCUUUAAUCAUCCCAAGACUUGCAUACGAUUCGCCCGAAUAGGUUGUGGGUUUACUGUUCUAGGGUUUCUCGAAAUCAAGCCGAGGAAGAGAAGCUGUUGCUCUCGGCUUAAUAAGCGUAAUCUGGGUUGGGAUAGCCAUGAAAGUAAGGAUCUUGAAUCGGAGGUUUUGGAGUUUAUGAAGAACUCGGAGAGACCUGGCAUGUUUCCGAGCAAGAAGGAUUUGAUUCGUUCUGGAAGGUUUGAUCUUGUUGAGAGAAUUGUUAACCAAGGUGGAUGGCUUUCUAUGGGUUGGGAUUUGGAUGAACAAGAACAACAAGUCAAAGAUAAUGUCAAGCCUUUACAUAUUGAGAAGCAGCUUCAUGAUUCUCAUUCUCAAGAGGUUGAUGGAACUUUGAGUCAUGGAGCUAUUGAUUCUUCUUCAAAUCUUUCAUCUUUAACAGAAGAAGUAGAUGCUGGUAACGAUAGUGGAAUUGAAGGCAUUUUGACCAGAUUAGAGAAACAAAGGAAUUUGAGUCUAGGGAUUAGCUUGAGGGAUCCGAAUGGGAAAAGUAAUGGUGCCAUGACUGAUAUCUCUGCAAAUGGUUCAGUUCCUUGGUCUUCCAAGAUUGUGACAGCUAGUGAGAUUCGAGAAAAAGAAAGUAGGAGAAGUUCAGAUGAAUCUGCACAAAAUAGGUAUCAAGAAGCCAGUUCGGUUUCAGGAACUCAAGGCUUAAGCAAUUCGCCUACAUCAGAAACAUGGAGGACGUGGAGUAUGAGGAGAGCUGGAUUUACUGAUGAAGAUUUUGAAGCUGCUGAAAUUUCUCCUAGUGGUUUGGAUGGUGUGAAGAAGGGUAAUACUAAUAAGAAUUCUGGUGAUAGCAUGAAUGGAAAAAACAGAACUGCAUCUUCCCCAGAAGAUGUAAAUAAAACUCAUAUCAAAAGCCGUCUUCAACAUCUCCAGUCAGAACUUUCUUCUGUUCUCCACUCCCUUAGAUCUCCUCCUGAUGAUAUUGUGACAAGUAAGGAUAGUGAGAUGACUUCUGGGAACUUGGAGAACCUUUCUGAUGAUUGGGAGUUCAAAGAGAAUGAGAUCAUGCAUGCCCAAACUAAGUUGCGGUCUACACGAGCAAAGUUGGCAGUUCUUGAAGGAAAAAUGGCUAUGGCUAUAAUAGACGCACAGAGGGUUGUACGGGAGAAACAGCGAAGAAUAGAUCAUGCUCGAAGAGCGUUACGAUUACUUCGAACCGCAUCCAUAGUAUGGCCUAAUUCAGCCUCAGAAGUUCUAUUAACGGGUUCAUUUGACGGUUGGUCUACCCAGAGGAAGAUGAAGAAAGCAGAGAACGGAGUCUUCUCUCUGUCGCUCAAGCUAUAUCCUGGAAAAUAUGAGAUAAAGUUUAUAGUUGAUGGCCAGUGGAAAGUUGACCCGCUUCGACCCAUUGUUACUUGUGGUGGAUAUGAAAACAAUCUGCUAAUCAUCUCUUGAGGUCAAAGGCAACAACAUUCCAGAACUAGUCCCACCACUAUCCAUGGAGCAUAAGCUGAAUCAGUAGGGCUUUAGUCUCUUUUGGGAUUUCACUUUCAAGUAGGGUAAGGUACCAAGGAAGCAGUAGAACUAGGUUUUUUCUCUUGAGAAAACAAGGUAGUAAGAAAGAUUUGUAUAUUGUACCAAUACGACCACUUUGUUCCUCUCACAAGAGUCACAAGACUCAUGUAAACAAUUGGCUCCUUGCAUUGUACAAUUUUACACACAUAAGAUGUCAUACAUCCAUUUCUAUGAUGAGAUUGGUGAAGAAUAAAGCUCUUGUUUUCGCCU